AGCCUCGUACAGAACAGAAGCAGGGGCGGCUUCAAUCCAAUGGCGAAUCAAUAACCCUAAAGCUAUCAGAAACUAAAUUUGUUCAAAAAAUGUCAUUCAGAACAAUCAUCAAACACCUUCAAUGCAACCGCCGAAGCUUCAUUGAUUCCAUCUCUCUUGCUCGUUUCAACUCCUCCGCCCCCGCCGUGCACCCAUCAAGGCGUCCUUCCAUUUCUCUUCAAUUCCAAAAUGUUCCCCAGCUGCAAGAUCAAGAUCCCUACUCUUACCUCAAAGAAGACCCAAUUGAAAUUUGUUCCUCUAUUUGGGUGAAAGCCUUCGCUUCCCUUCCCAACAGUUCGUUCUCCGAUCUAUCUGGGUUUCUGUCGAAAUUCGAUUUGUGGGUAUUGGCGUAUCAGCGUUCGUGUGCGGACGUGACCGGUAGUUUCCCUCCUCGCAACGCUAUUCAUUCUCAUGUUCUACAAGACCUACUUUCUCUUCGUAACGCUGUCAUCAACGGGAAAUUUUCUUGGAACAGGAAGGCUAAUCCGUUAAUUCGAAGCCCAAAUGACAAGUCUCGGACCCAUCUCAUUUCCAAGCGCAAGCUUCAAGCGAUGCUUGAGUCUGAUGAGCCUUGCUUUCAGGACAGGAUCGUUCAAGAAGUGUUGCUGAAUGUCAUAGAGCCUAUUUUCGAGGCUCGGUUUUCGUCAAAAUCGCACGCAUUUCGGCCGGGCCGGAAUGCUCAUUCUUUCAUUCGAUCCAUUAGAAGCAACUUCGCUGGGUACCUCUGGUUCUUAAAAGCGGAUUUGAGUGAAAUUUUUAGGCAUGUUGAUGAAAAUGUGGUGAUGGGUUCCUUAGAGAAGGCUAUCAAGGACAAAACAAUUUUGCGUUUGGUCAAGUCCGCGCUCCAAUCACCGAAGCAGAAGCGGCCACGAGUUGAAGAUUAUGACGUGAAGAAGAAAAGAAAGGGGGCUACGAAGAAGAAGAAGAUUCUCAAUGUGAAUGAACCCAAACCUGACCCAUAUUGGUUAAGAACAUUCUUCAAUUUCGCACCAGAAGAAGCUGCCAAGGUACCUUCUUAUGGUCACUGUGGAAUUUUGAGUCCUUUACUUGCUAAUGUAUGUCUUAAUGAAUUGGAUAUUGUAAUGGAAGAUAAGAUAAGUGAGUACUUUAGGCCUUCCAAGCUUGAUUCCAUCUGGAGAGACUCCAUUAAUGAUGGCUGUCAUAACCCAGCUUGGCCGGAGUUCGUUCCAGCCAGUGGCAAGGAAAAAACUAGAAAAAUGGAUUACAUACGAUAUGGAGGACAUUUCUUGGUGGGCAUUCGAGGGCCUAGAGAGGAUGCAGUGAGAAUUAGAAAGGAAAUCAUUGAGUUUUGUGAGAGUAUAUUUGGAAUAAGGUUGGAUAAUUCAAAGAUAGAGAUUGAACAUAUUAGCAGAGGAAUUCUAUUCUUAGACCAUGUAAUUUGCCGUAGAAUAAUACACCCUACUCUUAGAUAUACAUCCUCUGGAGGUUCUAUUGUGAGCCAAAAGUGUGUUGGAACUUUGCUUUCUGUUACUGCUAGCUUGGAGCAAUGUAUACGCAAAUUCAGGCGUGUUGAACUCGUUAAGGGAGAUAGAGAUCCCGAGCCUCUGCCUUGCAAUCCAAUGCUGUAUUCAAGUCAAGCUCAUACAAAUUCACAGAUGAAUAAAUUCCUCGAGACCAUGGCUGAUUGGUAUCGAUAUGCUGAUAAUCGAAAGAAAAUUGUUGGGUUUUGUGCGUAUGUUAUACGUAGCUCCUUGGCUAAACUCUAUGCUGCUAGGUAUCGAUUAAAAUCUCGAGCCAAGGUGUAUGGGAUUGCCUUGCGGAAUUUAAGCCGUCCAUUGAUAGAGAGCAGUAAUAAUUCAUCACCCGAGUAUUCUGAUCUUCUGAGAAUGGGACUUGUGGAUGCAAUUGAAGGUGUGCAGUUCUCGCGCAUGUCUAUGAUUCCUUCUUGUGAUUACACUCCCCUCCCUCGAAAUUGGGUCCCACAUCACGAGAACGUUUUGCGAGAAUAUAUCAAGUUACAGGAUCAAGAGUUAUUUUCUGAAUUGCAUAAAGUAGUCAAGAGAAAGGGAUUGAGUUUGCCUCAAGAUGAGAUAUCUGAAAUUGUAUGGGGCUACAAGACCCUCGGUGCUUGCCACUUUAAGGCUAAUGUAGGAAGCGAAAUGGAAGGCGGUUGAAGAAAAAAUGGGAACCAUGUUGCUAAGUUUGCCUUAGAAUACGAACUAAAUCGAAUGUCAGGUUGCUUCCAGAGUUAGUUGGCUGGCACAGAGGCAAUUGACAAGUGAGCUCGGCCCAAUUCUUUCGACAGAGAAGGAAAGCAAGAGACAACGGAGCUCAAUAACAAUGGAAGGGAGAUAAAUGUCUCUGCGUUUUGUGGAAAAAGGGACAACCCAAGUGACAAGAUCUGGUUGUAAGAAGUGAUCAAGAACUUGUCCCUCAACUCCUGUUGUGUUUGUCAGAAAAAGAACUCUGUUUCAGUCGUUGAGUUUACAAUUGUCCCAUCCAUGGGUGGAAGUUUAAGUGAAACUCAUGAACCUCAUCUCUUUUCCAUUCUUUUUUCUGAUUUUGCAUCAUAAUAAUGACCGAGCUAAGAGUUUUCUCUUUUCUUUUGGAGAAUGGAGAUUGACCGAGCUAUGCUCAUGUUGGCGACGACAUCA
Molecule: messenger RNA, 2654 nt
Organism: Cucurbita maxima (winter squash)
Lineage: Eukaryota; Viridiplantae; Streptophyta; Magnoliopsida; Cucurbitales; Cucurbitaceae
Product: nuclear intron maturase 1, mitochondrial
Exons: 3
Coding region: 90-2174 (694 amino acids)
Biological process (GO): mRNA processing
Source: RefSeq, a predicted model, not a curated record